CAGGCGUGUUGCCAGAUUGAUAUCUGGAAACUGCAAUCGGAUAGACUGAAAAGUCAGAAUGAAAAUCAUCGUGAUAAUUUUAAGCGUGCUAAUCGCGAUGAAUGUCGUCUACUGCAACUUGGAAGACUUACAAAAAUACAAACGAGGUUAUGAGGCAUGCGCCCGAAGAAUCGGUGUACCACCUAAUGAGGUACGAAUUGACACGGCGUUAUGCGCGGCAAUUGCAAAUGGUGAGAUUGCUCCACUCUUUGAAAGAAGCGAAUUGAAAUAUUCACGAAACACCGGAAACAAUUCCACGAAGGACACAGCACUAAACCAGAAGCCAAACCGAAUUAAUCUAUACUGUAAAAAAGUGGUUAACUUCAAGAAACAUCUUAAAAUCAAACAUUCUAUUCUCAAAUGGUGUAUACAGUCCAGAAGGAGCUAUGAAAACAGUUCGAAAGUUGAUUCUCGAUCCGGUUAAAAUGCAACGAACGAAUGAAAUAUAUAUCAAAUGCGAUAAAGAAGUGAUUGAAGCAGAAGCCGUCGGCAUUGGAAAGUCAAUACGAUUUCUAUUGUGCGGUUUGGAGCUUAUAUCAAUUAUCAUUAAUCAAUAAUGCAUAUUUUCAAUAAUACGCUUAAAAGUAAAAAAUAAAUAAUGAAAAUGGGA
This is a messenger RNA of Odontomachus brunneus, 649 nucleotides long. RefSeq lists its product as uncharacterized. The record is from RefSeq and is a predicted model, not a curated record. Bases 59 to 463 code for a protein of 134 amino acids. The transcript is spliced from 6 exons. Lineage: Eukaryota; Metazoa; Arthropoda; Insecta; Hymenoptera; Formicidae.